GUCCUACGGCGCAGGCCGGGGUGCCGGGCUCGGUGACGGUGGCAGGUACUCCGACCGCCACAACACGCCUGCUAGCUCCUUCCGCAAAGUUUGCGGGCGGGAGGAGGAGGAGAACCACGACCGGACUGCAGCAACCGGACUGGAGAUGCCCCUGCGGAAUCUCCAGCCAGCAGCACGGCUGCGGCAGAGCCGCUGAAUCCCCUGCCGGGCGCCUCCUCCUCCAGGGAAGGAAGGGACCGACCCGGCCGCUCUGCGGAGGUGCUGCCUCCGCGCUCAUGCGGGGCUCGUCGCUUCCCAGAGUCGGAAUCUCGCUAUAGGGCUUUGCCCUCUCCUGCCAGCCGGGCUGCGGAGUGUGGUCCUGCGCGUCCCGCUCCCGGCUUCGCUCCGGCGUUCGGCUGCCCGUCUGCGCCGGCCAGUCAGGUCCAGUGCCCGCUGCCCCCGCCGCGGUCCCGCACGGCUGCAUGCCCGCCGCGGUCUCGGCACGUCUGGAUUCGCUGGAGUCCUGGGCCUUCCAUGCGCUGCUGGUGCUGCCCUAUAUGUUUUACGUGGGGUUGUUCUUUGUCAACGUGCUGAUCCUGUACUAUGCCUUCCUGAUGGAGUACAUCGUUCUCAAUGUAGGCAUCGUUUUCCUGCCCGAGGAUAUGGACCAGGCUCUGGUGGAUCUGGGAGUGCUUUCUGACCCUGGUUCUGUGCUUUACGAGACGGACAGCGAACUGGAUGCCUUUGAUGGGUAUUUGGAGUGACGCCCCGGGGCGCUCCGAAGCGACUGCGGGGUGACACUGGGGACGGGUGUCCCAGCAUGGCCGUAGCUCAGGGAACGCCGCGGCCUCGGGAUGCCCUAGCUGCAUCUCGGCCGCUUCUGCGCAGCAUCUUCCUUUCCAAAUACGCCCCCUUCUUCUGGUGCAGAGGCGAGUUAGGGGGCCCGGGACCCACUGCCGCCUGCGGACACGCAGAGGGCUCACCAGGAAAAUUCCUUAAACACGUGAAAUGGACUAUGAACACAGUAAUGGAUCAAACCAUGGAAGGAAACUAUACUCUGAAAUGUAGAGAUGAAAAGAAGGACAAGAGGACAAGAAGAACAGUUAUCAUCAGACCUUGUCAUCUGUGACUUCUCCGUGGUCAUUGCACCUUGACUGUGCACUAACUGCAAUGAUUCACACACCAGGCUUCCAUAGGUAAUUAAUUCUGAGAUGAGCUGUAUGAACAAGGAAUAUAAGCUAUAUUCUACUAUAACAGAAAAGCAAGAUGCUACUCAGAUUUGAUAGACUUUUGAAUAAAUACCAUGUCACCCAAAUGGACACACACUACAACUGCUUAAGCAAGUUUUACAAUCACAUAUUGAAAACUCUACCAGCCAGUAGUUCAAAGUCAGUGCUCUCUCAGGGGAAAAUAUGCACGAGUGACUGCAAAGAGGUUCUGUUCAGGGCAGCACUACGGCAAGAACUGUGCUAGUAAGAUAUUUUAUUUAUAUUGUGAGGUUUGAAAUAGAUCAGAGAGUUAAUUUUAUAUGUCAGAUGGAUUAAUUACCCAACACAAGGUACUUUGCAGAUUGUUUAAGAUCAUGUUCCUAUGUACAGAUGUGAAAGCAAUAUAAUAAAGACUGACCUUUUCCAUGAAAAA
Messenger RNA from Pogoniulus pusillus (Red-fronted tinkerbird), 1620 nucleotides. It is a transcript of the gene DEXI, whose product is annotated as Dexi homolog. Bases 462 to 743 code for a protein of 93 amino acids. The transcript has 2 exons. The record is from RefSeq and is a predicted model, not a curated record. Lineage: Eukaryota; Metazoa; Chordata; Aves; Piciformes; Lybiidae.